CAUUUUUUUACAAAGAUAAUUUUUUUAAAGUUGACGAAACAAAACAGUAGUGAUGUGUAACUUGCAACGAAUUUCGUGUAUUUUGCAAUUUUCUGUUAACUAAAGAUUUGUUUUCUGACAAAGUAUACAACAAAUAGAACAAUCAGUUUGUGAUGGAAGCACUCUACUUUCAAACAAACAACCUAAUCCAGCAAGUGCAGCAAUGUUUCCAGCACCUAAACAGCGUACGUGUCGAUUCGGUUUCGGUCGAAGCUGACAUACAAACCAAACUGACGGCAGUUAAUGCCAACUGCGAUCGUCUGGAUGUGCUGCUGUACAAAGUACCGGUCGCACAGCGGCCGAGUGCUAAAAUGCGGGUGGACCAGCUGAAAUAUGACAUGCGGCACCUGCAGGCCGCCCUCAAGCUAUACCAGGAAAAGAGAGCCCGCCGCGAGCUGGAAUUUGCCGAACGGGAGAGCUUACUGAACAAACGGUUCACGGCAAACUCGGACACCUCGAUCGAUAUUGAUUACUCGUUGCAGCAUAACAACGCCAUGCAUAAUGCCCACCAGGGUGUGGACGAGAUGAUAUGGACCGGUUCCAGUAUUCUGGAUGGACUGCGUAAUCAAAGGGAAACGCUGAAGGGAGCACGGAGGCGAAUUAUGGACAUUGGCAGUACACUGGGGCUUUCGAAUCAAACUAUGAAGAUGAUCGAGCGACGGCUCGUCGAGGAUAAGCACGUGAUGUUGGGAGGAAUGAUUGUAACGUUGCUGAUUAUGUGGUGUGUUAUUUACUUUUUAGUGCUUUAGAAGCUGGAAUCUGAUUAUGGAAGUAUAAUAAACCAGAGAGCUUAUGAGAUACAA
This is a messenger RNA of Topomyia yanbarensis, 842 nucleotides long. RefSeq names its product probable Golgi SNAP receptor complex member 2 (gene Membrin). Lineage: Eukaryota; Metazoa; Arthropoda; Insecta; Diptera; Culicidae. Gene Ontology annotation, cellular component: Golgi apparatus; SNARE complex; endoplasmic reticulum membrane. Gene Ontology annotation, biological process: vesicle-mediated transport; vesicle fusion. Gene Ontology annotation, molecular function: SNAP receptor activity; SNARE binding. The record is from RefSeq and is a predicted model, not a curated record. The transcript is spliced from 2 exons. The coding region runs from base 153 to 788 and encodes 211 amino acids.